Molecule: messenger RNA, 1494 nt
Organism: Gryllus bimaculatus (two-spotted cricket)
Lineage: Eukaryota; Metazoa; Arthropoda; Insecta; Orthoptera; Gryllidae
Source: the annotation of a GenBank genome assembly
GGAACCAUUGCAAUUUUCAUGUCUUCGAUUUUAAAAUCUUUGAAAAAUUAAAUACCAACCUUCUCGAUCGCGCUAAUAUGAGUAGUACCAACCUUGCCUAUUUGUGGGUUCCUAAAAAAGUGAAGGUUGUGCAGCGUUAAUCGUCAAUUCCUCAGAAACUCUCGAAACUCUGGAAGAGCAGUGUUAAGUUCAACCUAUUUCUUUACAUUUUUAUUCUCCCGGCCAUCAAAUGGCUGUUCCGACUGUCGGAGCUGAGGUAAUAAGCCAUUCACGACGUGUAUGUAGCUUGUAUAAGCGAGCACUUCGAUGUUUGGAAUGUUAUUAUGAUAAGAGAUUCAUUUUUCGGUAUCAAGCUACGCUUAUGCGUGAUCGAUUUGAACAGAACAAAGAUAUUAAAGACAUGCGAAUAGCCAAAGAGUUAUUGCUAAAGGGAGAAGAGGAGUUAUUUAGUAAACAGCAUUACCAGCCUAGGAAAUUUCCUCUCUCGCCUGGUGGUGUUGCUUACGCACGUACAGUGAACCCUCCAGAUUGGGUUCUCGAUUAUUGGCAUCCUUUAGAAAAAGCCCAAUAUCCUCAAUAUUUUGCGUGCAGAGAACAAAGAAAGAAAGAAUUCAUUGAACUUUGGGAGAAACAAUACGGGAAGCCUUCGAAGGAGGAUUUGCAUCAUUGAACAUCCCAUUGUUAGUUAUUGAUUUUGUGGAUGUGUUUAGAAUCUUGUAUAUAGAAAUAAUUAAAUUCUUAUCCUUCAAAUAUUUGAUUGUGUUUUAUAUAAUUAGCGUGUAACAAGAGCAGUCUAAAUGUACAAAAUUUAAAUGACUCCUAGAUGAAAAAAUGUUUUUAUUUGCUUAACUAGCAUUUUUUCAAGUACAAACCUGUUUUGAUAAAAAUGAUACAAGAAUUAAAAGAAACUUGCAAGUACUUGAAGCAGAUCAGAAGUUGUUGAAAUAAACUUAAGUCUCAUCCCAAUUUCCCCAAGUAUAUUCAGAAAUUAAAUUUUGUGAACAGGAAAGCAGCACAAUGCCACAAAUUUUCUUUAAUACUUGAUUAGAGAAAAUCAAUUUUUGGUAGCUUAAGGUAAUUUCCAAGGUAAUAUUCACUGUUCUCUAGUUAGCAAGACUUCCCAUCUUAAGUGCCCAUACCACCCAUUCUCUCUGUGUGCUAAGAGAAGUAGUGAUAUGGGUGAAUGAAGUCUGCAGCGAGAGGAAGUAAUUACCUAAAUAAAUUAUCUACAAUUUACAAUAGAGCCUCAGUUAUUUGACAUUCCUUAUCCACCUAGUCUAUUUUUGUUGCCCUGACAAUGCAGAUGAGCUACGUGUUGAAGAAAUCAAGAUAUGAAGCUGGUAGUUUUUCUUUUAAGUUCUUUGAUAUCUUUCAAUUAGUUGGUUUGGAUUGGCCUUGGAGAUUUGUAUUUUACAGGAAGAUUAGUUUGUGCAAAAUCAAAAGUGUGUUUCUCUCUACCUAUUUUACCUUUAGUGACAUUUAUUCUGACAGUAU